AGUCUCGCUCACUGGCGGGACCCUCCUCGACUAUUGAUAUAAGAACACACCCAUAGAGUUUGACACACCUUUACUUUGUAGUUAACUUCUGCACAUUCUUUCCGGACCGAACAAAGUCUAAAAUGACGGCGCAAACGAAGUGUUCAGAACUUGCUACGCAAAUAUUAAAAGAGGCUCCUGCGUCGAGAAAGGCGCUUAUUGACAACUAUAACAACCUUCACAAAGUGGCCGAUUACUGUGAAAACAAUUAUUUAGGCCUACAGGAUGAGGACACAUGGAAGGGUUUGGAGGAGACCAAAGCUUUGACCACUCAGGCUUUGGCCAGUGUGGCCUACCAGAUCAACAGCCUAGCCACUUCUGUCCUGAGACUGCUGGACACCCAGGCCAUGCAGCUGAAAGACAUGGAGAACUCCCUCAACCUCCUCUCUCUGGCUGUAGCUAUCCAUCAGGAGAAGGUGUCUCGGAGAGAGAUGGGAAUUUUCACCACAGUAACGAAGUUGGCUUGCGCCAAAUUAAUGAGCCCUCCCAAAGCUGGCCGGGAGCUCGAGGGUUGCUACAUCAGAAGACCCAUGUCCUUCACCGGACUGGACACACUGGGCCACAGCUUUAACCUCAAUGAGUUGCAGCCUCGGAAAAGAACAGGGACCACAGAGAGCGUGCGGAGUACAGGGAGCUGUGGCCCUGUGGAGUGUCCUGUUGCUCCUGCUACCCAGCCUGGGGAACCCUCCUCAGCCAGCGGCAAUAAGGAUCUCUAUAGGUCCAAUCUUGGCAUUAAUGUGGCCCUACCAUCGGUGCCCACCUUGCCAGUCUCCUCAAACCUCACCCAAAACUGCCCACAACCCCCUCCUGGAUCCACGUUUGACUCCAACAUCCCUCCUCCUCCCCCACCUGACUCCAUGGGCACUGGUCCUCCUCCUCCUACACCCUCCAUGACCUCAUCGAAUAACCUCCCUCCUCCUACACCGAAUGCAUCCCCUAAUGUUCCCUCUCCGCCACCCCCUCCUCCACCUCCUGCCAGCGCAUCAAAUAGCUUCCCCCCUCCUCCUCCUCCUGGUUCAAUGGGUAAUGCUCCACCUCCUCCGCCACCUCCACCUCCUCCCAGCUCAUCAAAUAGCUUCCCCCCUCCUCCUCCUCCUGGUUCAAUGGGUAAUGCUCCACCUCCUCCGCCACCUCCACCUCCUCCCAGCUCAUCAAUUAGCUUCCCCCCUGCUCCUCCUCCUCCUCCUCCUCCUCCACCUGGUUUAAUGGGUAAUGCUCCUCCUCCACCACCUCCUCCUCCUCUCCCUGGUACCUCCACUAAGGUGCCCCCACCUCCUCCGCCACCCCCACCUGGUUCAAUGGGUAAUGUUCCACCUCCUCCGCCACCUCCACCUCCUCCCAGCUCAUCAAAUAGCUUCCCUCCUCCUCCUCCUCCUCCUCCACCUGGUUCAAUGGGUAAUGCUCCUCCUCCACCACCUCCUCCUCCUCUCCCUGGUACCUCCACUAAGGUGCCCCCACCUCCUCCACCACCCCCACCUCCUCCUCUUCCAUAACUUAUAUUGUUACGUGUCUUCUCUAUCUACCUUCUGCUAUGUAGGGAUUACAUGAUAACAUGGCACAGCAAUGAAUUGAACUGAAUAUGGUAUGUAACCUGAAUACAGUGUGUGAUCAUGAUUGAGUUUUUAUGAAUAUGUAUAAAACCAAUUAGAUUUAUUUCAAUUUGCAAGUAUAUUGAUGACAGGAUUCUGCAUUAAAGGAAGUUUUUAAAUCUA
Messenger RNA from Oncorhynchus kisutch (coho salmon), 1751 nucleotides. It is a transcript of the gene abi3b, whose product is annotated as ABI family, member 3b. Gene Ontology annotation, cellular component: actin-based cell projection; lamellipodium; SCAR complex. The transcript is spliced from 5 exons. NCBI's taxonomy places the organism in Eukaryota, Metazoa, Chordata, Actinopteri, Salmoniformes, Salmonidae. The record is from RefSeq and is a predicted model, not a curated record. Gene Ontology annotation, molecular function: SH3 domain binding; signaling adaptor activity. Gene Ontology annotation, biological process: neuron migration. Bases 123 to 1532 code for a protein of 469 amino acids.